AUGAUUGACAAUGCAGAUAUUCAAGACCAAGUCAUUCUUGAGCUUGCGAAGUAUCAGGAUGGAGAUGGUUCAUUUGGCAAGGAAAUUGCCAAGAGGCAAUAUAAAAAUAAAAGUUUUGACCCAGCUAAAUGGUGGAUGAAUCAUGGAACUACUUCGCCUAACCUAAGGAAAUUGGCUGCAAAAAUUCUUGGUUUGACAUGCAGCUCCUCAGCCUGUGAAAGAAAUUGGAGUGCAUUUGAGCAGGUCCACACAAAGAAACGCAAUAAGCUCUUGCAUGACAGAAUGAAGGACCUUGUCUUCGUGAAAUUCAACUCCAAACUGAGGCAAAAGAGAGAGAACAAUACUAGAGACCCAAUUGUUGUAGAAGACGAAGACGAUGAUGGCAAUGAAUGGAUCACAGGCAUUAUACCAAAUGAAGAAGGAGAACAAGAGCAAGUAAUCGAUCUUACAGAUGUUGUACCUGGAUCCUCAUCACAAGGAAUGCCAGAUCAACGCAAAAGGAAGAGAGGCCCAGACAAUAGGAAGAAAAAGAAAUUCUUUCCUGUUCUUGAUGAUGAAGAGGCAUCUGCUACUUCCUCCUCUGAAGAUGAAGAUGAUAACGACACCAUUGUACCAUCCCCAUCUGCUUCUAAUUCUUCGAGUGAUGAUGAUUUGUAGUAAGAGGACGAGAGAAGAGAACUGAAGACGAACUGAAGGCAAC
Salvia splendens (bonfire salvia) is the source of this 700-nucleotide messenger RNA. RefSeq lists its product as uncharacterized. Lineage: Eukaryota; Viridiplantae; Streptophyta; Magnoliopsida; Lamiales; Lamiaceae. Gene Ontology annotation, molecular function: protein dimerization activity. The record is from RefSeq and is a predicted model, not a curated record. The transcript is spliced from 3 exons. The coding region runs from base 1 to 657 and encodes 218 amino acids.